This is a messenger RNA of Propithecus coquereli (Coquerel's sifaka), 3148 nucleotides long. RefSeq names its product rab GTPase-activating protein 1-like, isoform 10. NCBI's taxonomy places the organism in Eukaryota, Metazoa, Chordata, Mammalia, Primates, Indriidae. The coding region runs from base 32 to 2017 and encodes 661 amino acids. The transcript is spliced from 17 exons. The record is from RefSeq and is a predicted model, not a curated record.
GAAAAUUCCCGCUACAGAUAAACGAGUGUACAUGACUGUGGCGGUGGACAUGGUGGUCACGGAGGUGGUGGAGCCUGUCCGCUUUCUCCUGGAGACGGUAGUCCGUGUGUACCCUGCAAAUGAGCGAUUUUGGUAUUUCAGCAGGAAGACUUUCACAGAGACUUUCUUCAUGAGGUUGAAACAGUCUGAGGGAAAGGGCCAUACCAAUGCUGGAGAUGCAAUAUAUGAGGUGGUGAGUCUACAGCGAGAGUCAGACAAGGAGGAACCAGUCACUCCCACUGGCGGAGGGGCUCCAAUGUCACCCCAGGAGGAUGAAGCAGAAGAAGAGAGUGAUAAUGAACUCUCAAGUGGAACAGGUGAUGUGUCUAAGGAUUGUCCAGAGAAGAUCCUGUAUUCCUGGGGAGAAUUGCUAGGAAGAUGGCACAGUAACCUUGGUGCACGACCAAAAGGGCUAUCCACGCUGGUGAAGAAUGGCGUCCCCGAAGCAUUGAGGGCAGAGGUGUGGCAGUUAUUGGCAGGCUGCCAUGACAACCAGGCAAUGCUGGAUAGAUACCGAAUUCUUAUCACAAAGGACUCAGCCCAGGAGAGUGUUAUUACUCGAGAUAUUCAUCGUACGUUUCCUGCACAUGAUUACUUUAAAGAUACUGGAGGAGAUGGUCAGGAAUCACUCUACAAGAUCUGCAAGGCCUACUCUGUGUAUGAUGAAGACAUUGGCUACUGUCAGGGCCAGUCUUUUCUUGCUGCGGUGUUGCUGCUGCAUAUGCCAGAGGAACAGGCAUUCUGUGUUUUGGUGAAAAUCAUGUAUGACUAUGGUUUGCGAGACCUCUACAAAAACAACUUUGAAGAUCUUCAUUGCAAGUUCUAUCAGUUGGAAAGACUAAUGCAGGAGCAGCUACCAGAACUGCACAGCCAUUUCUGUGACCUGAACCUGGAAGCUCAUAUGUACGCAUCCCAGUGGUUUCUCACCCUUUUUACUGCCAAGUUCCCGCUCUGCAUGGUGUUCCACAUCAUCGACUUACUGCUUUGCGAGGGUUUGAACAUAAUCUUUCACGUAGCCUUGGCUCUCCUAAAGACCUCAAAGGAAGAUCUUCUGCAGGCUGAUUUUGAAGGUGCUUUAAAGUUCUUCAGAGUUCAGCUUCCAAAGAGAUACAGGGCAGAGGAAAAUGCAAGAAGGUUGAUGGAGCAGGCUUGCAAUAUUAAAGUACCAACCAAGAAGCUGAAGAAAUAUGAGAAAGAAUAUCAGACAAUGCGAGAGAGUCAGCUGCAGCAGGAAGACCCAAUGGAUAGAUACAAGAGGGAGAACCGAAGAUUACAGGAGGCCAGCAUGAGGCUGGAACAAGAGAAUGAUGACCUCGCCCACGAACUAGUGACCAGCAAAAUUGCUCUACGGAACGACCUGGAUCAGGCAGAAGACAAGGCAGAUGUGUUGAACAAGGAGCUCCUUUUGACCAAACAGAGGCUGGUGGAGACUGAAGAAGAGAAGAGGAAGCAAGAGGAAGAGACCGCCCAGCUAAAAGAAGUGUUCAGAAAACAGCUCGAGAAGGCAGAAUAUGAAAUAAAGAAGACUACAGCUAUCAUUGCUGAGUACAAACAGAUCUGUUCCCAGUUAAGCACCAGGCUGGAGAAGCAGCAAGCAGCCAGCAAGGAGGAGCUGGAAGCGGUGAAGGGUAAAAUGAUGGCAUGCAAGCACUGCAGUGACAUUUUCAGCAAGGAGGGCGCUGUGAAGCUGGCAGCCAUAAGCAGAGAGGACCAGGGAAUUGAAACGGACGACGAGAAGGACUCGCUGAAGAAGCAGCUGAGGGAGAUGGAGCUGGAACUGGCACAGACCAAGCUGCAGCUGGUGGAAGCCAAGUGUAAAAUCCAGGAACUUGAACAUCAGAGAGGAGCCCUUAUGAAUGAAAUCCAAGCUGCAAAAAACUCUUGGUUUAGCAAAACCCUGAACUCUAUUAAAACAGCCACAGGCACGCAGCCCCUGCAGCCGCCACAGGCCACCCAGCCACCCAAGGAGAGCACAUAGUUCCAGCCUCACCCAGGCACCAAGAGCACAAUGAUGAAAGCAACGGCAACCUAGGAGGAUUCUUCCUGGUGUCCCUGUGAAGGAAAGUCAAGGAGGCCAGAAAGCAAGCCAGAAUCUUUAGUAGCUCUCACUCACUCUCGUGUGACACUGUUCGGAGGGAUGUUGUGGAAACUGGCCAGUGUAUGUCGAAUACCUAUUUUCCAGCUUCUUCAUGGGAGGCCGUGUUCAGUUCCAUGAUAGUAUUACACGUUAUUUUAAAUGCCUGAUGUUUAGUUGGAAAUAAGUAAUUCAAAACUAAAUGCUUUUUAUUUUGAACUAAUUAUUCAUAAUUAUUUUUAUCUUACAUAGAAAUGGAGACAUCUAUCAUUCCAAGAUUGAAGUGAUGGGAAGAUCUUUGUCACAGAAAAAAAAAAAAAUUGAAACCUAAACCUCUUAAUUUUUCAGGAUUUAUUUAGAUAAAGCACACUGCGGGGCCAGUAUGACCACCGUCAGGUUUCCACCUGACGGUGCUUCCCAAGGUAGCUGUGAUCCCGUCAGAAGAACAGACCAGGGAUUGAACAGUACCUAAAGAUAGCUGGUUAUUUUCAUUUUCUGUUGGGUACAUCUGGGAAGGAAGUACCAAGAACUGUGCAGCAGAUGGGCUAUUAAGAAUACACACUAAGUAAGUGGAACUGAGGUUUGGAUAAAUGCAGGAUAAAAUCAUUUGGGCUCUGAUAUUCUAACAGAUCUUUUAAGAACUCCCCAUGGGACUUGCAUGUUCCUAAGUAUGCCUCAACAUGAGCACAGAGGCGACUUCUGGCAAGUGUAAAGUUAGAGGUGGAUACUGCAACUUGCAGACUGAGGGAACCUUCACCAGAGAAGCCUAGAGAGGUCCAGUGUCAGCCGCUGUGCUUGGCGUGGAAUACAGAGCCAGCGACAGAGUAUUUCCUUUACUGUUGACGUGUACUUGCUAAGGAAACACUAAUACACUGUAGCUUUGUUAAAGGCCAUACUGCUGAAAUGGGAAAUAGAGGUCAGCUGCACGUCAUCUUAGUUUAACGUUGGGCAACUUUUCUUGAUUUCUGUAGCUCCCUAAAAAUGUGGCAUUGGCACCUGUAGAUAAAGAGAUACAAAUGCAUUUGUAACAUUUUG